AUGUCUACCGGGAUUGAGCCAAGAGACGCGGCCUCGGAUGCCGCAUACAGAGUCGCAGUCGAGCUAUGGACGCUCUAUUCAAUCGGCGUUACCGCCACCUUACUCAGAACAUAUGCGAGGGUGAUCACCGUGGGCUGGAGGAACCUACGACUCGAUGAUCUCCUGAUAUGGAUUGCAAUUAUAUUCUACACCACACAGACAGCACUUGCCUACAGCGUGGGAAAUGUCGCGCAUGGCCUUGCAAAUAAUAGCAUGACCAGUGCUCAGCGGGCUUCACUAUCUCCCAGUGAUCCCGAAUAUGGAGCCAGGGUCAUAGGCUCCAAAAUCCAGGUAGCGGGCUGGACAACCUACGUUGCCCUGAUCAAUUCUCUCAAGCUGUCCAUGCUGGCAUUUUACGUUCGACUCAUGAAUGGUCUAGGUCGUCGCUACCAACUCCCAAUCUGGAUCGGAUUCGGGCUCGUGGUCGCAUGCUUCCUCGCCAGUAUAAUCGCAAUAUUCGCCUCAUGCCGACCAUUCUACAAAAACUGGCAAAUCAACCCAGACCCCGGCAGUAAGCCUUCCCUUUCCCACUUCAUCACCAUCCACCGCGCUAACACCCACCUAGACAUCUGCCAACCCGCAAUCUCCAAACCCGUCAUCGGAGUAACAUUCGCCUCCAACCUCCUCACAGACCCCUACAUAAUCCUCAUCCCAAUCCCAAUGCUCUGGAAAUCAAGCCUAAAACUCAUCAAAAAGAUCGCUACAACCAUCGUCCUAAGCGCCGGCGUCUUCAUUCUCGUCUGCGCUACCCUCAAAAGCGUCCUUCUCUUAGUCGAACCAGAUGAUGGCGCUGAGAUCGCCAACGAAUGGGGCACCCGCGAAACCUUCGUCGCAGUCGUAACAACAAACCUGCCCAUGGUCUUCCACCUUUUCCGCACCUGGUUGGCUAAGAUUUUUGGUGGCGUGUUCCAGUCUUCGCAGAAGGCAUAUAGACCCUCUUCUGGGGCACUUCAGACUAUCGGUGGAGGAUCUAGUAGGCAACAGGGACUAAAUUCAAACACUACAGAUCGGACUAUUAGAUUGGCGUUUACGGAAAGCGAGGAGCGGAUGAUGGGGGAGAUCAAGAUGCAGAAUCUGAAGCCGAUCCCUAACGCGAUUCUUGUUGAGAAUCAGGUUGAUGUACGGAGUGAAUCUAGGGAUGGGAAGGUUGGUGGGGAGCAUGUUGGGGAGAGGAGUGUUGUGAGUCGAAAUGUUUUAUGA
Messenger RNA from Penicillium cinerascens, 1239 nucleotides. RefSeq lists its product as uncharacterized. The record is from RefSeq and is a predicted model, not a curated record. The transcript has 5 exons. NCBI's taxonomy places the organism in Eukaryota, Fungi, Ascomycota, Eurotiomycetes, Eurotiales, Aspergillaceae. The coding region runs from base 1 to 1239 and encodes 412 amino acids.